This is a messenger RNA of Chanos chanos (milkfish), 3359 nucleotides long. RefSeq names its product F-box protein 11a (gene fbxo11a). Bases 192 to 2831 code for a protein of 879 amino acids. The record is from RefSeq and is a predicted model, not a curated record. NCBI's taxonomy places the organism in Eukaryota, Metazoa, Chordata, Actinopteri, Gonorynchiformes, Chanidae. Gene Ontology annotation, molecular function: protein binding; zinc ion binding. The transcript is spliced from 22 exons. Gene Ontology annotation, biological process: regulation of apoptotic process; ubiquitin-dependent protein catabolic process.
CAAGUACGGAGCUCGGACCGUUGUACUGGGGCAGUAAAUAGGAAAAAUACUGUUGGGUAGCUUCUUCGGAGCAAGAAACGGGGUAUUUUCAUAGUGCAAUGUAAUCUAGACAUUCCGUCAGUUUGCAAAUCGAACUCUGUCUACAAUAUAGGGAAGAGUUCUGGUUUUCUUUUGAAUAAUAAACACCCCAAAUGAACUCCGUCAGAGCUACCAACCGGAGACCCAGGCGAGUGUCGAGGCCGCGCCCGGUACAACCGGAAAGAAACAACCAGGAGAGAGAUGAGGACGUUCCUGCCGACAUGGUUGCAGAAGAAUCAGGUCCAGGAGCACAGAAUAGCCCAUACCAGCUUAGAAGAAAAUCUCUGUUACCCAAGAGAACUGCGUGCCCAGCCAAGGCCAGCAUGGAGGGUGCUUCCACAUCAGCCACAGAGAACUUUGGCCAUCGAGCCAAACGAGCCAGGGUGUCAGGGAAAUCACCAGACCUUCCAGCUGCUCCAGCAGAACAGUACCUCCAGGUGAAGCUUCCAGAUGAGGUGGUGCUGAAGAUCUUCUCCUACCUCCUGGAGCAAGACCUGUGUCGAGCUGCCUGUGUGUGCAAGCGCUUUAGUGAAUUGGCCAAUGACCCCAUCCUUUGGAAGAGACUCUAUAUGGAGGUGUUUGAGUACACUUGGCCCAUGAUGCAUCCCGAGUCUGGAAAGUUCUAUCAGAUUAACCCUGAGGAGCAUGAGCAGCCCAACCCCUGGAAGGAGAGCUUUCAGCAGUUGUAUAAAGGAGCACACGUAAAGCCGGGGUUUGCUGAAUACUUCUACGGUAAUCCAACCAGGUAUAAAGGGAGGGAAAAUAUGCUGUAUUACGACACCAUUGAAGAUGCCUUGGGAGGGGUCCAGGAGGCCCACUUUGACGGGCUGAUAUUUGUCCACGCAGGGAUCUACACAGACGAGUGGAUCUAUAUAGAGUCACCCAUCAUUAUGAUUGGAGCGGCCCCUGGUAAAGUGGCUGAUAAAGUGAUAAUCGAGAACACUAGAGAUUCAACAUUUGUGUUCAUGGAGGGCUCAGAGGAUGCCUAUGUAGGCUACAUGACUAUAAAAUUCAACCCUGAUGACAAGUCAGCUCAGCACCACAAUGCUCAUCACUGCUUAGAGAUAACAGUCAACUGCAGCCCAAUCAUAGACCACUGCAUCAUUCGCAGCACUUGUACUGUGGGUUCAGCAGUUUGUGUAAGUGGUCAGGGGGCAUGUCCAACCAUCAAGCACUGUAACAUCAGUGACUGUGAAAAUGUUGGACUCUACAUCACUGACCAUGCACAGGGCAUCUACGAAGAUAAUGAGAUAUCCAAUAAUGCUCUGGCUGGGAUUUGGGUGAAAAACCAUGGCAACCCCAUCAUCCGAAGGAAUCACAUUCACCAUGGCAGAGAUGUGGGAGUCUUCACUUUCGAUCACGGCAUGGGCUACUUUGAGAGCUGCAACAUCCACAGAAACAGGAUUGCCGGCUUUGAGGUGAAGGCUUAUGCUAACCCCACUGUGGUUCGCUGUGAGAUCCACCAUGGCCAGACAGGUGGCAUUUACGUGCACGAGAAGGGUCGGGGACAAUUCAUCGAAAACAAGAUCUAUGCAAACAAUUUUGCGGGCGUGUGGAUUACCUCAAACAGCGAUCCCACCAUUAGGGGUAAUGCCAUCUUCAAUGGCAACCAGGGUGGGGUUUACAUUUUCGGUGAUGGUCGAGGACUCAUUGAAGGAAAUGAUAUCUAUGGUAAUGCCUUGGCCGGAAUCCAGAUCCGGACAAACAGCUGCCCCAUUGUCCGACACAACAAGAUCCAUGACGGCCAGCACGGGGGCAUAUAUGUACAUGAGAAAGGACAGGGUGUGAUUGAGGAGAACGAGGUGUACAGUAAUACGCUGGCAGGUGUGUGGGUGACGACAGGUAGCACACCUGUACUGCGUAGGAACAGGAUACACAGUGGCAAACAGGUCGGCGUUUACUUCUAUGAUAAUGGCCACGGGGUACUGGAGGACAAUGACAUCUACAAUCACAUGUACUCUGGAGUCCAGAUUCGAACUGGCAGCAACCCCAAAAUCAGACGGAACAAGAUCUGGGGUGGGCAGAAUGGAGGCAUUCUUGUUUACAACUCUGGGUUGGGUUUCAUUGAGGACAAUGAGAUCUUCGAUAACGCCAUGGCAGGAGUUUGGAUCAAGACAGACAGUAACCCCACACUCCGCAGGAAUAAAAUCCACGACGGCAGAGAUGGAGGGAUCUGUAUAUUCAACGGAGGAAGAGGAGUCUUGGAGGAGAACGACAUAUUCCGGAAUGCCCAGGCUGGAGUUCUCAUCAGCACCAACAGUCACCCAAUCUUACGCAAGAACAGGAUAUUCGACGGCUUUGCUGCAGGUAUUGAGAUCACAAAUCAUGCCACUGCAACUUUGGAAGGCAAUCAGAUUUUUAACAACCGCUUUGGCGGCUUGUUUCUCGCAUCUGGUGUCAAUGUGACAAUGAAAGAUAACAAAAUAAUGAACAAUCAAGAUGCCAUUGAAAAAGCCGUGAGUCGGGGUCAGUGCCUGUACAAGAUAUCCAGUUAUACCAGCUAUCCAAUGCACGAUUUUUACAGGUGUCACACCUGUAACACAACAGACCGAAAUGCAAUUUGUGUGAACUGCAUUAAAAAGUGCCACCAAGGACAUGAUGUAGAGUUUAUUAGGCAUGAUAGGUUUUUCUGUGACUGUGGGGCUGGGACAUUGUCAAAUCCUUGUACACUAGCUGGCGAGCCAACCCAUGACACAGACACACUGUAUGAUUCAGCUCCUCCUAUAGAGUCAAAUACACUGCAGCACAACUGAACAGGAGCUCCGCUGGGCAAGCCCACCCACCCCAAACUCAGAGACUCCAAUGCGUUCAGCUCCGAGGAGUGGACAUUACGAGCUAGAAAUACUUCAAUUAAAUUUGAAAGGACAUUUAAAAAAAAAAAAGUCAACUUGGACAAUGCAAGCCGAAGAGAGGUUUCUAUUUAAACAAAAAAAAAAAAAGUGAAAAUGUUAUGGUGUGGACACGAUGCCCCCAAUUCCCUUUCUUUUCUUGCAACUGGUUAAAUAAGAGAUUAAUACUAAAUAUGAUGUCGGGCACAGAAUUGCAGCAGAAAUACGAGGCCUCAGGUUUGAUGGGAAUCACAAGAGUGAGCAGGUGAGAGACUUGGGCAGUCAUUUCCACCAGAGGAGAGUCCAGACUGCAGUUCUGUACAGACCCUAUAUGGAUCCACACGCUCAGAGCCAUAAGAGAGAGACGGGUGUUCUACAACUGGAAGCUGAGAACAGUCUCACUGCUUCCUCUAGUGCCUGUCUCCAGGCAACUGUCGCUAUGGUAGUAUAUAU